AUGGCGGCCCAACCCAAGCAAGGCGGUUUUCACCUGCCCGCUAGGCGAUCUGCCUCCAACUCCGACCCCAGCAUCCUCACCAAGAUCACUUCCUCCGCUAUCGUUUCUCGUGGUAAGCAGGCGGCCUGCGAUGCCACUUUCGUCUCCAAGAAGCUCCUCCGUAGCACCGGCAAAGCCGCCUGGAUCGCCGGGACAACCUUCUUGAUCUUGUUUGUCCCUUUGAUCAUCGAAAUGGACCGCGAGCAGCAGUUCAAUGAGCUCGAGCUCCAGCAAGCUAGUCUCCUCGGUGCCCCGCCCACUGGACCACCCCAUAAGUAAUCGGGUCAGAGGUUAGAGCUUAGUUUUUUUAUCCCUGUUUCAGGCCAUUGCCCCCUUGGUUAUUCUAGUAAAACCAUUCAGUUGUAGUUUUAGAUUUUUUCUUUAAAAAAAAAAAAGAUUAUACCUCUGUUUUAAGUUUCAAAUACUAGUGGAAAUGUUGGUAUUGGACUUGGUUUUAUCAAGUUAAUCCCCAUGGAUUUAUGUGAAGUUGGACUGUGUUUGAUAUUGCUCUGAUAAAGUAAUUAAAACCUGGGAGUGUUCAUU
Molecule: messenger RNA, 582 nt
Organism: Gossypium arboreum
Lineage: Eukaryota; Viridiplantae; Streptophyta; Magnoliopsida; Malvales; Malvaceae
Product: mitochondrial import receptor subunit TOM9-2-like
Exons: 1
Coding region: 1-318 (105 amino acids)
Biological process (GO): intracellular protein transport
Cellular component (GO): mitochondrial outer membrane
Source: RefSeq, a predicted model, not a curated record